This is a messenger RNA of Rotaria sp. Silwood1, 204 nucleotides long. The record is from the annotation of a GenBank genome assembly. NCBI's taxonomy places the organism in Eukaryota, Metazoa, Rotifera, Eurotatoria, Philodinida, Philodinidae.
AUGUCUAUUGAAAUGAAAAGCUAUAAACCAGAAGAAAUCAAAGUAUCAGUAAAAAAUAAUGAAUUGAUUAUCAAAGGUGAACGUCGAUAUAAAGAUGAUAAUAGUUUUGAACGAUCAUUCUUUUUCAAAUCAACAACAUUGCCACCGGGUACACAAGUUGAACAACAAGAAGCUACAAAACCUGUUGAAGAACAGAAAAAAUAA